ACUUGUUUAUUUUGACGUGGACCUGUUUGUCGUCGGCGCAAGUUUAAAAACAAAACUGGAUUGCGAAUCAUUCCAAAAAGGAAGCGCUGGUGUUAAGAGUAAAAUCCUCCGGGAAAAUCGUGUAACAGUCUCAACAUGACCGCUAAUAAGUAUUCCAUACUGCUACCAACGUACAAUGAGCGAGAAAAUCUUCCUAUCAUUAUCUGGCUCAUUGUUAAAUACAUGCAAGAAGCGAACAUCGAUUACGAAGUGAUCGUCAUCGACGAUGGCAGCCCCGACGGAACUCUGGACGUCGCCAAAGAGCUGCAGAAAAUCUACGGUGAAAAUCGGAUUCUGUUGCGACCGCGAGCAGCGAAGUUGGGCCUCGGAACGGCCUACAUUCAUGGAAUCGAGCACGCAAAUGGCAAUUUCAUCAUAAUUAUGGACGCUGAUCUGAGCCAUCACCCAAAGUUCAUUCCGCAGUUCAUCGAGCUCCAGCAGUCGGGCAAUUAUGACGUCGUUUCCGGCACUCGCUACAAAGGAGAAGGCGGCGUCUACGGGUGGGACUUCAAGCGGAAGCUAAUCUCUCGGGGCGCUAACUUCUUGUCUCAACUGUUGCUUCGGCCGAAUGCAUCCGAUCUGACCGGAUCGUUCCGACUGUACAAGAAGGAAGCGCUGAAGGAGCUUAUCUCGCGCUGCAAGUCCAAGGGAUACGUCUUCCAGAUGGAGAUGAUUGUGCGAGCUCGUCAGCUGAAUUACACCGUUGGGGAGGUACCGAUUUCCUUCGUGGAUCGCGUCUAUGGUCAGUCCAAGCUGGGAGGUUCGGAGAUCGUUCAGUUUGCCAAGAAUUUGCUGUAUCUGUUUGCUACUACGUAAUGUAGUACCGGCGUAUUUGUUUAAAUUUUCAAGUUAUAUUUCCUUGCAUUUACUGUAAAUAUAAAAUAUCUAUGAAGAAAUA
Molecule: messenger RNA, 937 nt
Organism: Aedes aegypti (yellow fever mosquito)
Lineage: Eukaryota; Metazoa; Arthropoda; Insecta; Diptera; Culicidae
Gene: Dpm1
Product: probable dolichol-phosphate mannosyltransferase
Exons: 3
Coding region: 136-855 (239 amino acids)
Biological process (GO): GPI anchor biosynthetic process; protein O-linked glycosylation via mannose
Cellular component (GO): endoplasmic reticulum membrane
Molecular function (GO): dolichyl-phosphate beta-D-mannosyltransferase activity
Source: RefSeq, a predicted model, not a curated record